UAAUAUAUUUUAAAUAAUAUAUUUAACUUAUUUAUCUCCAAAGAAUGCUGGACAUUUGAGAAUGUAAGGGUACUGUGUGUGCCUGCGGGGGUCUUAUGGGUUGGGUGUGGCUAAACAUUCAGAGAUGUAGGACUUAUAAAGAGAGAUGCUCCUCUAGCACUGAAGCAUUAAGGUGCUGGCAACAAAAUGAAGCUACUAUCAAGACUUUUACUAUUGACUUGUUUUUCUGUGACCCUAACAAGACAUGUUGACAGAAGCAACUCAAAUUCAUAUCACGCGUGGAAUACAAAACGGUUUCCUGUGUGGAAAUAUGGAGAUCCACGCUACAGAAACACCUGGACAGGUGGAGAACUAAAGUUUAAUGUGGGUAAUGACGCACCAACUUUGACCGGUGCCAAAAUUACCUUCACAAUUGACAUUGUAUUCCCACACAACCAAAGACUCCUGCCUGAUGGACAAGUAGUUUGGGCCGAGAAUUGCACAGUCAACGGCACACAGUUUCAUGAGGGACAACCUGUAUAUCCUGAGGAGAACUUGAAUAUAGAUGCAGGAAACACUGUGUUGCCAAAUCCUCCACUGCACAGCCUAAGGGACAAGAAACCACCUUACGUCUUUGUGUGGAAAACCUGGGGGAAGUACUGGCAGGUGUGCGAUGGGCCUUCAUCAUCACUGACUAUCGGCACUGAUGAUGUCCCUCUUGGCUCUUAUGUGAUGGAUAUUGUCAUCUAUCACUACAGGAAGAGAGAUAAAUUCAUUCCUAUCGGAUAUGCAUCCACACAGUUCAGUAUCACAGACCAGAUUCCCUUCGAGGUGUCCCUGACGCAGGUGAAUGACAAAGACGAAAAGGACCAGAAAUUCAUCCAGAACAGAGCUGUGGCCUUCAGCAUCACCCUUCAUGACCCCAGCCAAUACCUGAGCCAAUCAGACGUGACAUUUAACUGGGACUUUGGGGACGGCAGCGGAACCGUAAUCUCCAGAGCACUCACCACCACGCACACAUAUGUUACAUCCGGUGCCUUCAAGCCUCGAGUUGUCAUUCAAGCAGCCAUACCGGAUCCAUCCUGUGCACCAAAGCAGCCAACUGAAUCCAAUCCUACUGCAAGUGUCAAUGCUGAAGAUGAGAUACAUGAAACAUGGACUACAGCAACGACAUUCACAGACACUGAGAUGAUAUUGGAGAAAGACUCCAUUGAAGACCAAGCCUAUGUAACAAUAACAAAGCGGCAGGUGCCGGACACAGACAACUGUGUGAUUUACCGCUAUGGAUCUUUCUCAACUGAGAUUGAAAUAAUUGAGGGCAUUGAGAGUGUUCAGAUUGUCCAAGUGUCUGUAGCUGAUGGUUUGGAGCUGAUGGAGAUGAAACGCAAUGUUGUUGAUUUUAUCGUCACCUGCCAAGGAAGUCUUCCCACUGAAGUGUGCACUGUGGUGUCAGACGCAGACUGUAAUGUGCCAGUUAUGACAAUCUGCAAUGCUGUGAGUCCUUCCCCGGACUGUCAACUCAUCCUCAGACACUCUUUUAAUGACUCUGGGAUCUUCUGCAUCAAUGUGUCUAUGGCCAAUGAUGUCAGCCUGGCUCGCACAAAUACCAGGAUUAAUAUUAACAUAGGUUCCAGAUUUCCAUCUUCAGGUGUGAUUGCUGUGAUGUUGGGAAUCCUGACUGUCGCAUCAGUGCUGGGAUCUGUGGCCUUUGCAUAUAUGCGUCUUAAAGGGUAUCAUAAGCUGACCGAGGACCCAGCCGUGUGCCAGUCUAACAGUGCUAGCUCUGUGUCAGCUCUGUUCUGGAGUCUGUUAAACCAGCAGACACUGGGUCAGAAACGAGGAGUGGUGUAAAAUUUACUUUUACUUUAAAAUGAAGUUCCUUAGUCUAAAAAUUUAGAGAAAUGUUGUUAGUGUCAUUUUUUAUGUACGAAUACUUUUUUUGUACUUUUCAUGCUGGUUUAUUGGAUUUUGUAUUUUUAUAUAUGUGUUUGACCCUAAAUUUUUAAAUCUAGAAAGACCGGCAUGUGCCUCAAAUUUUGUAAUUUUUAAAACUUGAAAACCAGAGUGUCAUUUGUCACCCCUAAAACCCCGCUCAUACAUUGGGCAUGCAUUGAAUAAAUAUUACAGAAUAUUUUACUGCAUUCUGUUUUAUUAUUAAAUUAUUAUUAAAACUCCUGUAUUGUGUUAUGUGCAAGUUUACAAUAAAAAAUCUUAUAUUAUAGUG
Molecule: messenger RNA, 2203 nt
Organism: Misgurnus anguillicaudatus (oriental weatherfish)
Lineage: Eukaryota; Metazoa; Chordata; Actinopteri; Cypriniformes; Cobitidae
Gene: pmelb
Product: premelanosome protein b
Biological process (GO): melanosome organization
Cellular component (GO): plasma membrane; melanosome
Source: RefSeq, a predicted model, not a curated record